Poeciliopsis prolifica (blackstripe livebearer) is the source of this 1444-nucleotide messenger RNA. It is a transcript of the gene fip1l1a, whose product is annotated as FIP1 like 1a (S. cerevisiae). The transcript is spliced from 13 exons. The record is from RefSeq and is a predicted model, not a curated record. The coding region runs from base 147 to 1346 and encodes 399 amino acids. Lineage: Eukaryota; Metazoa; Chordata; Actinopteri; Cyprinodontiformes; Poeciliidae. Gene Ontology annotation, biological process: mRNA processing.
ACAGUUCGUUACAAUUGCGCGUGACGGCUUUCCUAGGAAACAGCAGUUUACAUAUACCCUAAAUUUACCUUUUUUUGCCGUUUUCUUUAUUUACAAGCUUACAGGAAGGAAUACAGGGAUCAUUUUAGCUAUUUAUCUUCUCCUAAAUGUUUUUUUGGGAUUCAGAAUACGUGGGUCCUGAUGAGGACGACGGCUCGUUUCAAUGGACAUAUGACAGCCAUGACAAGGAGACAGAAACUGAGCAGAGUCCUCAUAGCUCUGGGCAGAAACCGGAGAAGACUGAGUUAAUUUCUGAAAUAAGGACAGAUCCAGUUGGCUGUGAAAAGGAGGAAGGUGAGGAUGCGGUUCAGAAUAUCCAUGAAGUCAAAGAGCCAAAGCACGAUGUGGAGCCUGUUGAGGAAAAGCCAUGGAGGAAGUCUGGGGCUGAUAUCACAGACUACUUUAACUACGGUUUCGAUGAAGACAGCUGGAAGGCGUACCGAAUGAAGCAUGCUAAGCUCCAAGCAUUCCAAGCACAACAUAUCGCUAAUCUCAUGAGGGAGCAAGCUAAAUAUGAAAUGGAGAUGAUGUGUGCUUCUUCUAAUUCAGGCAGACCAUCUAGGAAAUCCUGCAGACGAAGAAAAGCUAAGACCACUAGGCGUGGAGGCAAAGGGAGAAGCAGGAGAAGCAGAGAGAAAGCACGCCCUUGUCGCACCGAUGCAGCCAAAGAUACUCAGUCAGUAAUGAGGAUUUCCCACAAGAAGGACACCGUCACCAAUUACGACAUGCCACGUUCGGUCAACGUCCGCACUGUGUUCUCAUUUGUGCCUCCACCCUCUUCACUUUUCCAGUUUUACCAAUCUGAGUCCCCCACUAACACACUGAGCAGCGACAAUGUUGGGAACAUCCAGGAGCCCUCGACUUCCCUGUAUCCAUGUUUUCCCGGGAACAUGUCCUCAGACUUUGCAGUGGUUGAUAGUGCCAAAGCCUGGGAGUGCUACAUAAAGCAGCAGCGUAGCAGAGACAGAGACAGAGACAGAGACAGAGAGUACUGCCAUGACAAAAACAGACGGCGAUGCAGUGACAGAGACAAACAGAGGUCUUCCUUGUCACGCCACAGUGAGAAGAAGCUGGCGGAGCGCAGGGACUCUGUAGAUUAUGAGUACAAACGUAGCAGAAUUGAAGGAGUCGCCGGCAAAAAGAAGCAGAAGGAAGAAGAGGACGCCUCGCGAAAAACAUCGCAAAGGUCGAAAAGUCACACAUUUCCAAAAAAAGUAGCAACGCCAGCAGGAAGGAUGACAGGGAGGCCAGGAAGACGAGACACAAUCACGCAAAGGGCAAAGACGCUGAGAAGGCUCGGAGAGUGACUGAGAAAAGGAAAUAAAAUGUCAACAGGCCUCAGAACAACCAAACCUGAAAAGCUUUGUCCCUUUACAUCUCACGUUCAGUUGUACGCAAAGAUGAA